AUGCCAUUUCUUCGUCACUGAGCGUACAAUUUGUGUGAUUUUUGCAGCAUGAUGAGUAUUUCACGGUCAACAGCUAGUUUGGACAAAUUUCGUUCGGAGAGCACCGUCGACAAGCUCGGAAGGCUGUCAAAGUCAUACAGUUUAACUAAUUUGAGCCAACGUAAACGUAGUUCUUCUUCUGAGAAAACUUUUGAUAAGGACACUCUCUCGUCACGAUCCAAGUUUGUUCGUUUUUAGAUCGAGUUUUAUUUCACCUAAGGUUAAAGGUGAACAGAAAGAAAGAAAAUAUAAGAGACAAGACACUUAAUCGGCUCUCGAGGAACAUCGAACGCGACAGAAACUCAGAACAAGUCUUCUCUAAGGCAUACCGUGAAAGGUGGGAAGGAGUCAUGAACCAGACCACAUCUCGAACAGAAUCCAAAAAGAGGGACUCAGCCGCCCUUUCUGGCAGUGCCGGCAGGACUAGACUGCCUCCCAUCUCCAAAGCAACAGCGAGGCAAUCAGCUCCAGGUCCCAGAGCUAGGUCCGGGAAACUGGAGGUUACCAACCCUGCACCACGUGCCAGAUCAGGGAGGAAUGUCAACGAGGAACCAGCAAGACCAGCUCGGUCUGGUAACCGUAAAGAUGAGGAUGCUCGUAAAAAGUCGGGACGGGUGGAGGAGAGCAACAGAGGAGGACGAGGAGGGAGGAACUUAGCGGGAGCAGUGAAUAGGGCAAAUCCGGGGAGAGGUGUUGCAGGAACUGUUAACAGAGUUGUGGCUGCUAAUAGAGGAGGAGCAGGACACAAGCCUGCAGAUGAUGUCAAGUUGAACAAGAAGUAUGCUGGGGUGGUAUGUGAAACAUGCAAGUUACAGAUACACGAGAAGUUAAAGAGAGGUUACACUAAAUACCGGAGCCUGGAGAAGAUGAAACCUUGUGAAAAGUGCCAGAAGUCAGUGAUAGACUUCGACUUCUACAAGAUCUGCGUUACUUGUGCUAAGGACCUCCAAGUCUGUGCUAAAUGUGCCUGCGGCUCGACACAGAUUUCGGGAGAACGGUUUGUGGAGGUAGUAAGACAUGGGGUGACAGAAAACAUACUAUCGAUGAAUGAUAGGGAACUCAGUCAAUUUGCGAAGAAGCACGCAAAGAUUGGUAUAGUUGAGCAACAAAUAGAAAUGAUAGAAGAUGAAGCGUCAGACCAACCUGCUCUCACAACACGAACUCCCUCGGCUAGAUCCUCCAAAUCUAGAGCGACCUCGUCAGCGAAAUCAAAGAAAGGCUCUAAUCAGUCGCCUAAGCAGAUUGAGGCGAAGUUAAAAAUGGAGGAACCGCUUAAUGUUUCCACUUCAAAAUCUAAAAAGGUAUCCAAAACUACUCGGUCAAUGACAUCCUCAUCGAGUCCACUGAUUGGAGAAAGUGAAAACGAAGCCUGUCUCAGCAGUACAGAAUCAGACGAGGCAUACGGGUCGGGACACAUUUCAUCAGUUUCUGACGUAAAAACAGUUCGAUCAGCUACAACUCGAUCAGCCACAAGAAGUAACCGGUCGAGACAUAAAUCAAGUGAGAUUUUGAGACAGAUCAGAUCUCUGACAAGUUUACAAGUAAUAUCACCGUCCUCAGCACAGUCCGUCAUCAGAGAAAUAAGGUCACUAACGGAGAUGGAAUGUUAUGAUGACGAUAACAAAUCUCCAGAAGGAGAAAGACGCACACCCAACACCCCGGGCAAGGCAGACCACACCCCAGUCGCCUCCCCACAACCCAGUUACACUCCCUUCAGUGCCACCUCCGAUAAAUCAAACCUGCACGAGGACAGAGAACUGACGGAGUACAUGAACAGUUGCAGUCGAACCCCCAACUUUCCUCCAAUCACUAUAACAGGUACAGUGAACCAGGCAUCACAUUCACAUCCUCAGCUGGAACCGAGCCAAGUAUCGGCGGACCUCCAACAAGAAGUGAGGGAGUAUUCCCCCUCACCACCAGUAGUAACGAUAACUACCCUCACUAAAGAGAGUGGCGGAGACGAAUCCAGUGGAGAUUCCAGUGAUGACAGUGCAACUGAAGAACACAGUGAUAGUACGUUUGAGGGGGUACAGUUAGAUAACAUAACCCAAAAUAAGGAAGAAGAAUACAUUGUUAGCGAAGAUGCCACGAACGUAGAAACCGGAAAUAAUGAUGGUGAAGAAAGUAUAGAUGAUGAAGCUGAAACGGUUACAGAUGAAACGGAAAGUAUUGCCGAGGUCGUAGAGCACGUGUCACAAGAACAAACUGCAGGAGUCCCUGGAACUGGAGGAGUCCCUGAACCAGCUGAUGAAGAUACAGCGUCACAGCUGGCUGACAUUGAAGUAACCUCUACUAACGAGUCUUUACAAUUACUAGACUCUGUAACUGUACCUCCUCACAACCAGAAGCCUGAUGAAAGGGACGAUGAAAAUAAUUCCUCCGAGGUGGCAGUGGAGGUUGAGGCUGAUGAGUAUGCACCAGUCGAAGUGAUGGAGACUGAGACAGAAACCGGUUUAUCAUGAGGAGGUUCUAGAAAUUCAUAUUCCCGUCGAAUAUGAGACCUUUGAAGAACCAGCACACGAACUUGCUAGUGACGAUGUAAAGGGAAGCAACACUAACGAAGAGAUAUUAGAUGCGGAUUCGCGACAAACGCUCGCAGAAUCCGAAGAUAUCUAUGAAGACACUGCUGCUACAGUAAUUGAGGAAAGCCGUAAAUUAAAAAGGGAAACAAACAACAACGAGCUGGUAAUGAUAGAAGAUGUCCUUGAAGAUGAGACGUCUCCUGAGCCGAUAUUUUCCAAAGAGGAUCAUACAAAAAGUGCAGAUAUUCUAAGAGAGGACAUCCUGGAGACUAUAGAAAGUGUUACUGACGUUAAUGAAUCUUCUGAAAAAGAGGAGGUGACUGAAAUUGUCACAACAGAAAAUCAGGAAAUUGAUGAUUCAAAGGUUAAUGAGAUUGUAGCGGCUGAGAGCCGACAAGUUGAUGACGUUCGAGUCGAGGACGUGGACGAUGAACACUUCCUGAGUAUCGACCAGAACAUCAGAACAACCGAAGUAAAGAAACUCAUGGCAGAAGAAUUGGCCGAGGAUUCCAGUGACACGACUGAUGAGGCGAGGCUCUCAUCAGAACUGGAAACCUUUAUGGGAGACACACCCAAAAGUAUUGAUAGCAGCGAGAUAGUCCACGCAACCACCAAUCCAGGUCUCAGGACCCUUCCAGCACAGAAGUCCAGGUAUCCAGCAGUGCGUCCGACCUAGAACAACAAGCAGAUGAAAACAGCGAGGAUUCUACUCCCAGAAGUCGGAAACCAGUCUUUGAAAGACAGAUUUCCGAGAAUGCCGACGAGAAAGAAUCUGGAUCUGUUUUGGAUACGGUUGGACAGAACUUUGAAGAUUUCAGCCAAUUUUAUCAGAACCACGCAUUUGACAUCGUAGAGAUCCACAAGAAUACUAGUCCAGAAGAGAUCCUGUACGAGGAAGAGGAGCAACAGGACUACUACGACCAGUGCUAUGACCAGUACCAGUAUAACGUUAGACUACGGAUACGACUAGAAGAUAUCCCUGAGGAGGGUACUCUCUCCAAGGAGUCAACCUACCUCAGUAGACCCUUCACUGACACCAUGGACACCCUGGAAAAGGAAGAUACUGUGGUAGAUAGAGAGGAAUCUAGCUCUGAACGAGGAGAGAAGGUGCUGAAAAACGUGGAGGUACCAGAGAAGGAUGACUCUGUCGUAGAGAAAGAAGAGUCUUCACUUGACAAAGAGGACGAUCUUGAUAGAGAAACUUCGAUGGUUGUAAAUGAUAUUGUAAACUGUGCUCUGAUAAGAGCUUCACUCUCUCUAAUGGAUGAAAAACAAUGACAAUACCCACAAUAGUUGGAAGGUUUGCCUUGAUAAGGACAAUAAUAGGGACUGACGUCAAAAUAGAAACGUGGAGAGCUUGUUACCUAGAUUCAGCGAGAUGAUGACAGAAGAUUUAGGGAGUUAGUCAUUGUGCUACGAAACUAUUGAUUGAUAGGAGAAUGAAGAACGCUGUAGGGAGGCAAUGCUUACAGAUUCAGACAAAACGAUCAAUUUCGCCUUCUGAAAAGACUUGAGAAUGGAAAGUUUUAAGAUGAAAGAUUUAGAUAUGCUUUUGUUAGAGAAUAUGACUUUGUUUUAUUCUUUUGAAGUUAAGUAUCACUUCAAUGAUUGGAAUGUUUCAGAUUUUUUACAGUAUGUGGUUUUAACAAAUUUGUAUUCACAAAUUUUCGAGAAUAAAUCAAAGCUGAUUCAUAUUGUUUUCACGAAGAAUUUUAAACCUUAGAGUUUGUAUUCUGUAUUGUGUCUGGUUGUCAGUUUAUAUCGUGUAUGAUAUCCAAACUUAUUAAAACAUCAGCCGGAAUAUUCUUUCACAAA
This is a messenger RNA of Bolinopsis microptera, 4376 nucleotides long. RefSeq lists its product as uncharacterized. The record is from RefSeq and is a predicted model, not a curated record. NCBI's taxonomy places the organism in Eukaryota, Metazoa, Ctenophora, Tentaculata, Lobata, Bolinopsidae. The transcript has 11 exons. The coding region runs from base 390 to 2501 and encodes 703 amino acids.